CGCAUCCGGCGCAUCUCGCUAUUCUCGCUCGUUUCUCGUUCAUUCGUACCACAGCGUCGCUAGUGUUCGGAUGUGCUUGCGUAGCUCGGAAGAGUGAAGGGCAAAGAGAAUCGUUAGGCGAAGUUCGAGGUUAGGAGUAGGGUUGUGCGAGUAGAUAGAGAUAGUAGCUAGGUGUUUCGCGGUUUUCGCUUAGGUCUCGCAUUUAGCUUCGUGGAUCCCUUAGGUUCCGUGGACUCGAGCAAGAUGCCGAAGAUAUCAGGCAACAAAAGAUGGGGCGGCCGCGGUAACAACCGAGGAAACGAGGACAAAGAGUAUUUUGGUCUCGCGUCUAGCUUCGUGGAUCCCUUGGGUUCCGUGGACUCGAGCAAGAUGCCGAAAAGAUCAGGCAACAAUAAAAGGAGGGGCGGCCGACGUAACAACCGAGGAAAGGAGAACAAAUGGUAUUAUGGUCACGAUGAUCGUACGAAACAUAGCGUGUUUAAGCCUUACCGCAGAGAUAGGUCGCGGGUGUUUCCGCUUGUUCAAUCCAAUGGGUAUAAAAUAAUUAUACCAUUUGGUAAUAAGUAUGAGAAGGAUGAAGUUAUUCAUGCGCUUCUCAGCUGUAUGCCACCUCUCUUCUGGCAAUUCAUUCCCAUAAUGUACAAGGUAAUAGGCACUGAAGCCAGUUUUUACAUUGAUGACCAUAAGACGGCGAACGCAUUGUUGCGUUGCGAUCGCAAGGUUCGGAUGAAUGACGGAUUCCGGUUACAAGUGAAGGUGAAGCCCGGAUUACCAAUUUGUGAAAUUGAUGAAAAGAUGAAAGAACGAUUGAAGCAAGCCAUGGUCAAGAGAUAUGUACCAGAGAAAAAUGCUCUUGACCUGUCAAAGUUUCAUGUUGAUUCUGAUCUUUACUCGGAUUACUUUUGUGCGUUGUGCCACCCUGUUAUGUUGAUGGCUGUAUUAGAUAUUGUUGGGGAACACAUUCCCAAUCUUGAAGAAUUGAAUUUAGAAGGCAACGAGUUACAGAAUCUCGAGAUACUUGAGGUGUUGAACAAGAAGUUCUCGAAAUUGAAGAUUCUUUAUAUUGGUGAUAAUAAGAUCCAAGAUAUUAAACAACUGAAUUGUAUAAACAAUUUAAAACUAGAAGAAUUAACAUUAUCCGGAAACCCUAUAUGCAAUAGAUACAAGUCUCGCCACAGUGAGUACACAAGUGACCUUCGGAAGAGAUUCCCGAGGUUGCUACGAUUGGAUGGCAAAGAAUUACCGCGUCCAAUUAUUCGAAAUGAGCAGUUAGACAUUAUUGUUUCAAAUAUGUCUACAAUCCAUCUUGUUUAAACAUUUAAAUUUUGUUUAAACAUCUGAAUCUUGUUUAAACAUCUGAAUCUUGUUUAAACAUUUAAAUUUGCACACAAUACAUCCACAUGAAAAUUGUUAAAAGUCAUCAUUUCUAUCUCAUUACAAUCUUGUUUAAGAAAAGUCAUAACUAUGUUUAUAUUCUGAUUUUUAACAAAUUUCAUAUGUAUACAGAUAUAUUAUUGUUUGACAGUACUAGUGAAAACAGUAACUUUUCCAACAAUUAUUUGUAAACCAUACUUUUUUCUGAAAUUAUGAAAAUGUUAAUUUAAAAAUAUUAUAACGUACAUAUGUUAAUUAAGUACACAUUUUUGAACAAAGCAGAAGUGAUGCUCCAACAAGAAUCAGCUAUUUUGCGACAACAAAACAAAACGAGCUGUAAAAACAUGUAUCUAAAGUUUUAAUGGAGGGCUUCAAGUUUUUAUAAGAAUAAUUAUAGAUAUCUCUGAUGUGAUCUUCAACUGGAAGCUUUCCAUUAAAACCUUACAUACAUAUGCUUUUACAGAUUGUUUUGUUCAUUGUUACAAAAAAAUUGCGAUUUCUGCUAGAACACCAUUCUGCAUAUUUAGGUAUUUUUGGGUAAUAUGUAUAAUGAAAUCACUGAUCAUUAUGUAUAGGAUUUGAUGAACUGAAUAUUCCCAAAAAUAAUUUUUAUACUUUUUCAAGCAGUUAUUUGGUAAUACUAGUGAUCAUUUGGGUUACUGUUCAUUGGUGUUGUUACCGUGAUUGCAAUGAUGUUAGAUACAAAAAUUUAGAUUUGUUAGAUUGGACUUUCUUCCAAGAGAGAGAGAGAGAGAGAGAGAGAGAGAGAGAGAGAGAGAGAGAGACAUUUAAAAGAUA
Molecule: messenger RNA, 2172 nt
Organism: Vollenhovia emeryi
Lineage: Eukaryota; Metazoa; Arthropoda; Insecta; Hymenoptera; Formicidae
Product: nuclear RNA export factor 1-like
Exons: 7
Coding region: 244-1314 (356 amino acids)
Biological process (GO): poly(A)+ mRNA export from nucleus
Cellular component (GO): nucleus; cytoplasm
Molecular function (GO): RNA binding; protein binding
Source: RefSeq, a predicted model, not a curated record